Danaus plexippus (monarch butterfly) is the source of this 2688-nucleotide messenger RNA. Its product is annotated as synaptic vesicle glycoprotein 2B-like. Gene Ontology annotation, biological process: transmembrane transport. The transcript is spliced from 11 exons. Gene Ontology annotation, molecular function: transmembrane transporter activity. Bases 60 to 1763 code for a protein of 567 amino acids. The record is from RefSeq and is a predicted model, not a curated record. Lineage: Eukaryota; Metazoa; Arthropoda; Insecta; Lepidoptera; Nymphalidae.
UGGGCAUUUAGUACUUAGUGCACAACGAGACUCCGUGGACGAUAGUUGCGUGAGUGAAAAUGGUUUGUCGAGUGGCGCCGAAAGAGACGCCCUCCCAGAGGGAUGGCGCUCAGGAGCAACAAGUAGCAGACUACGAGACCGCCUUGGACGCAGCUGGGUAUGGCCGUUUCAGCCGUAGUGUCCUGGGUGCGUGUGCAUGCGCGUUCUUCACUACUGGCGUCGAGAACUGUGUCAUGUCUUAUGUACUUCCGGCAGCGAGGUGCGAGCUGAAUCUCACCACCUACCACACAGGACUGAUCAAUAUGGCCUUCAUGAGUGGGGGUGUAGCAAGUGCAUUUUUUUGGGGUAUAGUUGCUGACGUAUUUGGAAGAAAGAAUAUCCUGAGUAUGACCUUAAUAGUCGACUCUACAAUACUCCUCGCUCAGAGCACGGUAUCAGACUACAGAUUGCUCAUAGCUGCUAGAGGUAUCAAUGGAUUUCUCAUCGGUGGACCAUCAACGCUAGUUUUCACGUAUCUAUCAGACCUGGUGGGAUUCAAACGUCGCCAAUUUUAUCUAGAUCUCAUCGGAAUGAGUUUCGUGGUAGCUUGGCUUUUUUUACCAGCAAUCGCUUGGUUAGUGAUCCCCAUAAAACUAACCUAUACCACCAUACUCCCCAUAUACUCCUGGAGACUCUUUCUCGCCCUUGGCAGCAUCCCGGGAUUCAUGGCCGGUAUAUGGGUGCUGAUCCUCCCUGAGAGCCCUAGACUGCUAUCAGAUACAAAUAGAAGUGAUAAAGCCUUGAAAAUAAUUGGCAAAAUCCACAAAAGUAACAAAGAAAUGACUGAGUUUAAGAUUAAGAAACUAAUACAAGACAAUAUAUUGAUGACGAAAUCUAUGAACGGGGAACAAAACAGGAGCAAAGUCCUCUUCAUGGGCGUUAUGAAGGAUUUGAAGAUGUUCGUAUCUAAGAUGUACGCUAAGAAGUCAACUCUGAUACUCUUUGUAUUCUUCGCCAACAUGGCCGCAGGAUUCGGUCUGAACUUCUGGAUACCCGAACUACUUCUCCGCACUAAAGGCAAGAGUUGUUCGUCAAAUAUAAGUGUGCCAGAAAACGCAAAAUUGUUAAACGCUAGUAUACCUUGGGAUGAUCUACCCAAGGUACUGGAGCUGCGCGGAGGAACUGAUGAUGAGUACAACGCCACAGUGUUUGAUGCCACUGGUGGAGAUUGCAGUGAAGAUAUUGAUGAUUCGAUAUACACAUCGGGCCUGAUAGUUGGAGCAUGUUGCGUGAUUGGUAACGCUGCCUGUGCUCUCAUCUCAUCUCGCGGCGCUGUCGGCGUGCGUCGUGCUGCAGUACUCUGUGCAUUGGCCUGUGCUGCCGCGUGUGUCGUGCUGGCUGCCUGCGUCUGUGCCUGUGCCGCGACAGAACAUAUAGCGGUUGCCGCUGCCGCUGCCUUAAACGCUGCGUCAUUAAACGGGAAUGUUCUGCUGAUACGAUUACUAUUGCACGCUCUUCCUGCUAAGUUGAGUGGUCUUGGUGUUUGUUGGGGAGCAUGGUGGGGUCGAGCUGGUGGCGUUGCGACCAACUUCGCUGUGGGCGCACUACUUGACUACUCAUGUCCGGCACCUUUCAUAGCUGUGGCGGCCCUCUUAGCACUUUCAAUCGGUGGUAUAAUGAUGAUAAAAAUUGAUCAAGACAAAACAGCAGACGAAGAUAAGAAUGGGAGCGAGAGCAGCGGGAAAAAUAUAUACAUAGACAGAUACAUAUCAACCCACAUGUAGUGUUAUACACAGAUGAUACUUUAUAUGACAUAUCUACGUAGCAUAAGUUGACAAUGAAUCUACUUAAAGGUAAUAUUUUGAACUCGAACAGAACUUAUAUAUAAAUAUAAAUGCGAUCAGCUGAUUCAAAUAAUGUCUUCGUUUGUCAAAUGACUGAAUACAAUGACCCCGAUGCUGCGGGUUCAAAUCCUGCUUGUAUUAUUUUUCAAUACGUUUAAAGUAUCCAGAACCAUACAGCUUUAAAAGUGAUAUUAAUAAUUGUAAGACUUAAAAUGUAUCCUCCGUGUUGUAUUUGUUGUGGAAAUUAUAAACACGUUAAGAAGCAUGUUUCAUUGAUAAAAAAAAAUACGUAUAUGUUUAUAUGUAACUAUUAUAAUGUCGCCGAUAACCGUAGGAAGGCCAGAUAAACAAAAUAAAACACGUAAAUACACGUGUAAGGUUUUUGUAAGUCCUCAAUUAACGUGACACAUGCUACAGAAGCAGAAGUGUUUUAAAACUAGCAUCCCGUACGUUACGACUACAGCUGACGACAGAAUAAAUGGCACUCAGAAUACUUUAGGUUAUAUAAGUUAACUGAUUCAAGUUAUUUUUAAUGAAAAGUAAGAUUGUUAGAUCCCGGCUUAAUUUAUUAAUAAUAUACACAACGUUCCCUUUAUUAUUAUAUUAUAUUAGUGCUAGGGCGUAGAAAAUUUACGUAAUUCAACUGGAUUUACUGAAAAUAAAUACAGUGCCUUAUGAUCUAUACCCCAUAGUGACAAUUAAGUUUUUUAUAAAAUCAAAAAAAUAUUUAAGUUACUAUAUAUAUAUGGUUAUUUAUUUUGAGUUGAGCUUUGUAAUCCGUCCAAAGUAAGAUAAGCAGAUCAUUUUUAUUAUAUAUGUCUAUCAUGUAACACCUAAUAAUUUUAUAUACAUAUAUAUAUAUAUA